Clarias gariepinus (North African catfish) is the source of this 3742-nucleotide messenger RNA. It is a transcript of the gene hook1, whose product is annotated as hook microtubule-tethering protein 1. The record is from RefSeq and is a predicted model, not a curated record. Gene Ontology annotation, biological process: cytoskeleton-dependent intracellular transport; cytoplasmic microtubule organization. NCBI's taxonomy places the organism in Eukaryota, Metazoa, Chordata, Actinopteri, Siluriformes, Clariidae. Gene Ontology annotation, cellular component: cytoplasm; centrosome. The transcript has 22 exons. Bases 191 to 2338 code for a protein of 715 amino acids. Gene Ontology annotation, molecular function: microtubule binding; dynein light intermediate chain binding.
UCACCAAGACGUUUACGGCAGAAAGCGCGCGCACAUGCAGCAGACUCUGCCGUGGAGCGCGCCGACGGUCACAUCCGCCUCCAGGUGAGGUCAGACGCAGCGGAAAAGGGAAGCGCGUUGUUGACAGGUGGACGGAAAACUAGGAGAAGGAAAUAGAUAGAUAUAUGUUCGAAGCGCGACGAGCUGAGAGAUGGAUUUGAACAAAACGGUGUUAUGUGAGAGCCUGAUUAUUUGGUUGCAAACCUUCAAUGCUGCAGCACCAUGUAAGACGGUGGAGGAUCUGACCACAGGUGCAGCCAUGGCACAAGCUCUGCAUCAGAUAGAUCCGUCCUGGUUCAGUGACAGCUGGUUGACACGUAUUAAAGAUGUUGGAGAUAAUCUGAGACUCAAGGUGAACAACCUUAAAAAAAUCUUGCAGAUGAUUGUUGACUACUAUAACGAGGUUCUAAAUCAGCAGAUGUCAGGCUUCCCUCUUCCUGAUGUGGUGCGUGUGGCCGAACUCUCUGACCCUGUGGAGCUCGGGCGUCUCCUGCAGCUUAUUCUUGGCUGUGCAGUAAAAUGUGAGAGGAAGCAAGAGUAUAUCCAGAUCAUAAUGACUCUGGAGGAAUCUGUGCAGCAUGUAGUCAUGACCGCCAUUCAGGAGCUAAUGAGCAAAGAGUCCAUGGCCCAGUUCGGGACCGAGCCACAGGGGGACAUAGAAGCACAGCUGAAGAAAGCUCUGGAAGACUUGAGCGUGCUGAUGGCAGAGAAAGAUGAGCUGGCUCAACGCUGCCAAGAGCUCGACAUCCAGGUGGCAAUCCUGCAGGAAGAGCGGCAUAGCCUACUAGCAGAGAACGAUGUGCUGGCGGAUCGAGCCAGUCAGUUGGAUUCCUUCGAUGAUCCCAGCACUCCAUCGGGAAAGAAGCAUAGCCAGCUCCAGCUGCAGCUAGAACAGCUUCAAGAAGAGAACUUCAGACUGGAGGCAGCUAAAGAUGACUACCGUAUUCACUGUGAGGAGCUGGAGAAGCAGCUGGUGGAGCUUCAGCAUCGUAAUGAUGAACUCACCAGCCUGGCAGAGGAGUCUCGCUCACUAAAGGACGAGCUUGACAUAUUGAGGAGCUGCUCUGACCGGGCAGUGAAGCUUGAAGCCUCUGUAGACACGUACAGGAAGAAGCUGGAGGAUCUUGGUGAUCUGAGACGACAGAUGAAGGCUUUGGAGGAAAAGAACAUGACUUACAUGCACAACACUGUAAGUCUCGAGGAGGAGCUGCGCAAGGCCAACGCUGCUCGCGCCCAGCUAGAAACUUACAAGAGACAGGUUCAGGAGCUUCACAGGAAGUUGUCUGAAGAGAGUCGCAGAGCCGAUAAUCUCGCGUUCGAGAUGAAGGAGUUUGAAGAAAAGCAUGAAGCCAUAAUAAAAGAGAAAGAGAGGAUCAUUAUUGAGCGAGACUCUUUAAAAGAGACCAAUGAGGAACUUCGUUGUACACAAGCUCAACAAGACCAGCUUCUGCAAGCAGAAAUGUAUAAGACUGGAAGUCCAAGCCGGGACAACUUGGCGGCUGAGAUGUUGCCCAUUGAGUACAGGGAGAAGUUUAUUCGCUUGCAGCAUGAGAAUAAGAUGUUGCGAGUUCAACAGGACGACUCUGAGAAUGAGCGAAUCGGUGAGCUCCAGAUACAGCUGGAGGAGGCACGGCGUUCACGAAGUGAGCUAGAAACUGAGAACAGGCUGAACAGAGAGAGCAUCAUUGAGUUGCAGCAGCAGGUUGAAGAUUUGCAGAAAGCCUUGCAGACCCAGGGAGCCAAACCAGACGAUUCUCACCUGAAGAGGAAGCUGGAUGCUCAUAUGGUCCAGUUGAAUGAAGCACAAGAUGAGAUCAUGAAGAAAAAGGAGUUACUAGAGGACCUUCAGCCCGAUGUAUCUCAAACCUCAGCUCUGAAGGUGGAUGAACUGAUGGCUGCUCUGAAGAAGAAGGACGAUGACAUGCGAGCCAUGGAGGAAAGAUACAAAAUGUACCUGGAGAAAGCACGCAAUGUGAUUCGAGCACUGGACCCAAAAUUGAACCCAGCCUCAGCAGAAAUCCAAACCCUGAAGAGCCAGCUGUCGGAGAAGGAGAAGAGAAUAAUUGAUCUAGAGCGAGAGUGUGAGCAGGCGAAGUUGAGAGAGUAUGAAGAGAAACUGAUUGUCACUGCAUGGUACAAUAAGAGCCUGAAUUUUCAAAAGCUUGCGAUUGAGUCUCGUCUAAGCGGGUGCGCUAACUCUCUGAUACCACCUGGCCAGUCCUUCCUGGCCCAGCAACGUCAGGUGACCAAUGCACGGCGCACCCUGUCAAUCAACGUGCCUGCCAGCUCCACCAAGUAACGACUAGACGCCCACUACACCUGAUGUUCUCUUUUAUCAAAUGCACAAGUGACCUUAAACACCUUGAACUCCCAAAUAAAGGGACAAGCACACCAUAAUGUGAAUGUCGCACUUAGGAAACCCCAGGUAAUCCAAAAAAUAAAAAUAAAAAAAGGAUUAUAAAAAAUAUAUUCACUCAAGCACAGUAACUCAGUUUUACAGUCUAUUACAAACUUUUAACAUCCACACUACAGACUACAGUCUCUGCAAAUAGUUACACCAAACAAGCUGAUAUCUACAUUAAAUUACCAGUUUAUUCUACAGUUGUGAAAAAUUCUAAGGAAGAUGUAUCAUGAUAUUGUCUUUGGUAUGGGUUUAGAAUGCGUGACGACAGCUAAACUGGACUUCCAGUAGUAUUCUAUGCAGUCAGGUAAUGUGUACUGUUAUAAUUAUGAAUACUACAGUACCAUUGCCCUGAAUGUAUAUAUAGAGAUGUGUGUUUAUUGACAUUUCAUUUAAUGAGAAGCUUCCAUGCAUGUUCACAAAAUCAGCUACGGUAAAUAAUACAUGGAUAAAGCAUCAGGAAAAAUACAUAUUUGGUGCUGGACACUAAAUGCUAUUUUUUUUCUAUAUCAAAAUGACUACUUUUCUUAUAAUUGAAUACAAAAAGUAAACACUUACCAAUCACAAAGAUUUAAAUGUGCUACAGAUGGUGUUUAGGCAAAUAGAACAAGCUGUCUGUAUAAUUUAAUAUAAAUAGUAAUUUAAUUUAUUUAAUAUAGAAAUUGACUGCGAUUAAAUUCACUCUUGCAUGCUCUUAUAAAUAGCAGCAGAACCUUUUUGUCUGUUGUAUAUUUUUUUCUGGCUUGAAUGUGUAAAGCAGCAGAUAUCAGGAUUAAAUCACCAGCUUAUGGUCAUGGCACCCCAGCCCUGGCGUCCUCGUAUAGGAUGAAAUUAUAUGACCUUUUUUUCUAAUUGUUUUAUUUUAAACGAGCUGGCGUUUAUAUAUGGAAAAUAUUUCUGACCAUUCAAUGAUUUGUUUCUUUGGUGUAGAUUUAGAAAUAAAACUGUAUGUGAGAAAGUAAGGAUAAUUUGGUUUGUAUGGUACAACUGUGGUUACUUUUUUUUCUUUCUGGGAAAUAUUUAGCUAGUGUUCUCCAAGCCAUAUGGAGCCAUCUUUGCUCCUAGCAUUCGAGAGGACCUGGUAAUCAGCAAAAUGGUAGACUGUGGGUUUCGUUUAACGCUGUAUUGGUAAACACUUCUUUUAUCCUAGACUGGGAAAUGUGAUACAAUUGUUUUACAUGAUAAAUACAGAUAUGUAAAAUGUUAAAAGAGAUAAGCUUUUAGGGUUAUAUAAAUCAUUACUAAGUGUUACUGUAUGUUUUUGCCAACUAUAAAGCUUAAUAAAGAAAACCAUGGCUAAUA